ACGUUUGAGCGGACCAAUCAUAACGGGCGAAGGGAUCACGUGAUCUGUCCGUCUCCCUUCAACAGAGAGGCAGGGAGCAGGGCUAGUGUAACAUGCAACUGGUCAGCAUUUUCCCCAAAUUUUGUAUCAUCUUAAAAGUUUUACAGCAAGACCGACAGGUACAGAGAUGUAAUAAGAUAGGCUGGCCAUGACAAGAUGACAUCAGCAUCCUUCCCACCAUCAUAAAUAUUCACCACAGCAGGACCACCUGUUGACACCUGCCACAACGUCUAGGACACCUGUUGGGACACCUGUGAAAUACUUAUGUAGACAAAAGGAAACUUGAACUUGCUGACAAUCGUGUGCAGUAGACAUAACCUUAAAGCAAUAUUUUUAUAAACAUAGAUAUUUAAAAUCUAAGGAAGAGUCUAUAUAGAAAUUUUCACUGACAAGUGAAGGAAAUAGUGCAACUUAAGACAAUCAAAAUGGCAUCUGCUAUUGCCGACUUUUACAAGGACAAGAAUGUUUUCGUUACCGGGGCAACGGGAUUCCUCGGGAAGGUCCUUGUUGAGAAGCUGCUACGUUCCUGCCCAGAAGUGGAGGGAAUUUACUUGUUGAUCAGGCCAAGAGGAGACCAGACUGCCCAAGAGAGGUUGAACAAGAUUGUAGAGUGUAAGCUCUUUGACAAAGUUCGUCAUGAACAGCCAACCUUCCACCGCAAGCUGCACGCCAUCCCCGGAGAUAUGUGUGAACCCGCCUUAGGCAUUAGCCAAUCAGAUGAGGACAUGCUGGUGUCAAAGAUUCACAUCGUUUUCCACUCUGCAGCAACAGUUAGAUUUGAUGAUCCCCUGAAACCCUCCAUGCAGCUGAAUGUUGUGGGGACACGGUAUGUCAUCGCCUUGUGCCACAAACUCAAACACCUUCAGGCUUUUGUGCAUGUUUCAACUGCUUAUGCCAACUGUGACAGGAGUUACAUCGAAGAGGUUAUCUACCCUCCCCCUGUGCAGCCUCAGAAGCUGAUUGAUGCUCUGGAAUGGAUGGAUGACACCAUGGUGACUAAGUUGACUCCAGACUUGAUAGGCAAAAGACCCAACACCUACACCUUCACCAAGGCAUGUGCGGAGUACCUACUGACACAGGAGGCAGCUGACCUGCCACUGUCCAUCGUCAGGCCUUCUAUCAUUGGUGCCUCUUGGAGAGAGCCUCUGGUGGGCUGGUGUGACAACUUCAAUGGACCCAGUGGGCUUUUUGUUGCAAUUGGAAAGGGCUUGCUGCGGACCAUGCGGGGAGAGUACAAUGCCUAUGCCGAUAUCAUACCAGUAGAUUUACCUGCCAACCUGAUGAUUGCUGUUGCCUGGGACACAGCUGUCUCGAGGCCAGAGAACAUCCCUGUGUACAACUCAACAUCAGGUGGUGUCAACCCGUUUAGAUGGGGAGAGAUCGAGGGCAUGCUGGUAACAUACUUCAAGAAAUACCCUCUUGAUAAGCCCUUCAGGAGACCCAACUGUGCAUUUGUCAGCAACAGUUUCAUGUACCAGUACUGGCAAAUCGUCAGCCACAAGGGACCGGCUUACCUGUAUGAUAUCUGGCUCAGGAUGAUCGGACAGAAACCCAGGGUUGUUAAGAUGUAUAACAAGUUAGAGAGGGCCCUACAGAGCUUGGACUACUUCACAUCUCACCACUGGGAGUGGAGCCAUGACAAUGCAGAUGCACUGAUGGCCAAGAUGGGUGAAGAAGACAAGAAGAUCUUCAAGUUUGACUGCCGUGGCCUCCACUGGCCAACCUACAUGGAGAACUAUGUCCUGGGCACCAAGAAGUAUGUACUGAAGGAGGACAUGGACCAGCUCCCAAUAGCAAAGGCAAAUCUGAACAAGCUUCGUAACAUCCGAUGGGGAUUCAACACCAUUCUGAUUGUUGUGUUCUGGCGUGUGUUGAUCGCACGGACGAAGAUUGCCCGUAACAUCUGGCACCUGGUCGUCAGCCUCUGCUUCAAGUUCCUCCAGUACUUGCGCAUCUCCAGCACACAGGGUCCUUAGGGAAUUCAAAAGUUACAGAUUGGGAAGGGUUAAUGCCAACUACAACUGCCUUACAUUGUCCUAUUGAGAAUAUAAAUAUCUUCUCUUUAUUAUAGCUUUCAUGAUGAAGGGGAUUAUUAACUACAUGUAGGCUAUAGGUGUUGGAAUUUUUUCUUUUACAGCCUUUAACCUAAAAUUUACAAAAUAUGAUUGGCAGACAGUAAAUUAUGUUUGGUGAUACAUUUGUAUUAGAGUAACCUCAAGUAGUGUAUUUUGCGGAAUGUUUUAAUUCAGAUAGCUACCGGGGUAAAAGCAAAUUGAAGAGUAUGUUUGUUUGUUGAGCACUUUGUGCUAUGCUAGGAAAGGGUAUGUUGAGGAGGAAAAUUAUGUUGAUUUUGAUACAUUUUCAUAAGGAGCCGUAAAUAUUUUUUCAAAAUAUUUUGUGGGGAGCAUAGUCUCCGCUAUGGACAGAGCCGAUGAUACAUUACAUUUUAACUGGAGCUAUUCCCACCUUUGCCCCCAGCAAGCUUUUUUUUGUAAUUUCUUGUUACUUGGUCAUAUGAUGGUUGGUAGGACUUACCGGACAACUUGAAAAUUUUAGACAGGAUAAAAUACAUGUAUAAUGCAUAGAGGUAACAAUAUACAGUGGCAGCCAUACAAUGUCAGGUUGCCAAAGAAUGCAUGAAGUACAGAAUGAUGUAAGACCAUGUUGACUUUGGUGUGCUAUGCCAAAUGGCAGUUACACCGGUUGACCAACUCAGAUCCAGAUAAACAAUUUCUCUACAACAGCGUUUCACAUGUGUACAGUGUCCAUCCUCAGCACGAAGCCAGGAGUAACAUAGCUCUACUCUCCCAUCUAUGUGAAGGCUAUAACUUACAAGGAUAUGUCCUACAUGGAACUUCCCAGUUCACUAGGAUGUGGGGAGGGGGGGUGCUCUAAUAACAUCCUAAUCUAGCUAAAGAGCUGGUGCAACACUUUCGUUAGUUUGUGCUUUUCGAAUGAAUUUUUGUAUCUAACACAAUAUGAACUACAAUAAUGCCAGGGUGCAGUCUCUAUGCAACUCACUAUAAAACAUGGAAACAUACAUUGUAGAGCAGUAGACUAAGAUAGAAAGCCAUGUAUUGUACAUAGUGUGGACGGAUGGUUUCUGACAAACACAAUUUUUGCAGUGCAGUUUGCCAAGAAUAUUGUUAUGCUGUUGCCGUAGACGUAUGGGCAGUCUGUCCAUCCAGAAAGGUUGUACACCUCUGUUGGUCAUGAAACACCGUCUUUCCUGAAUACUCCUUGAGGAUGUUCCACAGGGCUUCCCUGCGGCCGCACUCUUUCUGGCUUUCUUUGUAGAAUUAUAUGUGCCAGAUUUACUUUCCACAAUGACAUCAUGGAAUCCCUCAUCUAACAUUCCUUUACUUUUUUUCUGUGCCUUUCACUUUUCCGUACUAUGGAGUCUGAUAAACCAUUUGGUCAUGAUUAGCUGGGAGAGGAUGGUGAACACAUCUACACUUUUGUUUUAAAUUUUAGUUUUAAAUUCAUCCAGGCAUGUCUUUUCUAAGUUUUGAAAUGUUCAUGCCAACUUAUUUUGAUCUGCUAAAACUUGCCAAAUGGUCAGCAGCUCCUCUUGCUUUCUUGUAGCUGAAAUUUGUGCCAUCACAACCACUGUGCAAACCUCUAACAUGAAAAUAGGUAGGGUUUUUAUAUAAUGACUACAUGCACUCUUGACAGUUAUAAAAAUUGCUUGUGCUUUGGAAAUGUUGGGUAUCACACUACUGCCUGAGGAUGCUUGCUGCUUUGUGAUAUGAUAAACUGCAAUGACAAUUGCACUUAAUAAAUUUUCCACCUUUCCUGUA
Molecule: messenger RNA, 3839 nt
Organism: Branchiostoma floridae (Florida lancelet)
Lineage: Eukaryota; Metazoa; Chordata; Leptocardii; Amphioxiformes; Branchiostomatidae
Product: fatty acyl-CoA reductase 1-like
Exons: 14
Coding region: 465-2015 (516 amino acids)
Biological process (GO): long-chain fatty-acyl-CoA metabolic process
Cellular component (GO): peroxisome
Molecular function (GO): alcohol-forming very long-chain fatty acyl-CoA reductase (NADP+) activity
Source: RefSeq, a predicted model, not a curated record